AUGGUUGCUGGUGCUGCUUCGCUCGCCCAGCGAGCUCGUCUCCGCGCCACACCGCUGCUCGCUUCGGCUGCUCGCUCGUCGACUCGCGCUGCGUCCGCCUCGAGAAGCUUCUCCGUCGCUGCUUCGGCAAGUCCGAGGACGGCCAAAUUGAGGACAACGUUGAACUACGACUCAGCCACUUUCCCACGAGCUAGCAUCGCUUUCCCUGCUCAGUCGACUCUGUUGGCUGGAAAACCGUUCUCAUCCACAAUCGCACAUCGAAGUCUCUCGCUCUGGGGCUCGUCCAACGACAAGUCGUCCAGCUCCCAGUCCACUGACGCAUCCGCACUUAAUUCCGAACUGCACACCACAAAAGACGAGGCCGUAAAGGCUGCCGACCAGCUCAAGCAGUCCACCGAAGGAGCACUGCACGAUGCCAGCUCGACUGUCUCCGAUGGCUUGCACUCGGCAGAACACGCUGCUUCGGAUGCCGUUCACACUCUGCAGGCGAAAGCAUCCGAAGUCACCGCCACUUUGACCGAGCAGUUCAGCAACGUCGACCACGCCGCUGCCUCCACCGUCACCGAAGCCUUCACUGGCGCUGCGGGGAUCAAGGUGGGAGAACUGUCCGAGCUCGGCCUGAACCGCUGGGUCUCCCCACCUGGCUGGAUCACCAACUUGCUCGAGUUCGUCGGUAACACCACCGGUCUUCCCUGGUGGGGUACCAUCGCUAUCACCACCGUUGCACUUCGUCUGCUCAUCGCACCCAUCAGCAUCUCGGGUCAGAAGAACGCCAUCCGUCUCGGCAACAUUCAACCCCAGAUGAAGCGCAACAUGGACGACAUCAAGCACUACAAAGCCGCCGGGGAUCAGAUGCAGAUGCAGAAGGCCGUCAUGGCCACCCAGAAGCUGCUCCGUGACAACAACGCCAACCCGAUCAAGUCUCUCGUGCCCAUCCUGUUCCAAUUCCCGCUCAUGUUCAGCUACUUCCUCGCCUUGGAGCGUAUCGCCAAAUCGGGCGCUACGAGCUUUGCCCACGGCGGUCCCUUCUGGACUCCGGAUCUGACCGUCCCCGAUCCGACGUGGAUCCUCCCCGCCGUAUCCACGCUUGCCACGUUUGCCGUCGCCGAGCUCGGUUUCAAGGUGGGAACCAACAACCAGUCCGAUCCCGCACAGAGCCAGAUGAUGAAGUAUAUCUUCAGAGGUUUCAUGCCCAUCCUCGCCUGGAUCUCCACCACCUUCCCCUCCGGUGUGCUGGUCUACUGGGCCACCACCAACCUCUACUCUCUGUUCCAGCUUGCUAUUCUCCAGGUGCCCAUCGUUCGCCAAUGGGCGAGAUUCCCCAAGCGCAUCAACCACCCCAAGAACCCGUACCAGGAGGAGGGAAAGACGUUUAUGGACAAGAUCAAGGCUGCUAAGGAUCAGCUUUCGGAUUCGUCGACAGCAAAGACGGUUAAGCCUGUGGUCAGUAGCACGCGCGCCAGCAGCAGCAGCGCAGGUGCUUCCGCCAGGUCAGACGCUUUGAAGGAGAUCUUGGACGACAAGGCCGCGUACGAGGCUAGCUCGUCAAGUGCCGAGGCGGAUUCGGCCGCGGCUCAGAGGAAUCGUGAGCGCGUGUUGAAGGCUCGUCAACGUCGUGCUCGUCAAUAG
This is a messenger RNA of Sporisorium graminicola, 1629 nucleotides long. RefSeq lists its product as uncharacterized. Bases 1 to 1629 code for a protein of 542 amino acids. Gene Ontology annotation, biological process: protein insertion into mitochondrial inner membrane from matrix; mitochondrial respiratory chain complex IV assembly. Gene Ontology annotation, molecular function: membrane insertase activity. The transcript has a single exon. Gene Ontology annotation, cellular component: mitochondrial inner membrane. The record is from RefSeq and is a predicted model, not a curated record. Lineage: Eukaryota; Fungi; Basidiomycota; Ustilaginomycetes; Ustilaginales; Ustilaginaceae.